Messenger RNA from Malus domestica (apple), 1533 nucleotides. Its product is annotated as putative disease resistance protein RGA1. Lineage: Eukaryota; Viridiplantae; Streptophyta; Magnoliopsida; Rosales; Rosaceae. The record is from RefSeq and is a predicted model, not a curated record.
AUGCCGGCUUUGCAAGGAAUGCCUCCACAGCUAAGUCAAUUGACUAAUCUGCAAACAUUGACUAAUUUUGUUGUGGGAAAGGGUGAAAAUGUGAUCGAUGUUGAGGAUGCAAGGAAAACAGACUUAAUUAGCAAGGAAGGGCUUAAUGCAUUGCACCUGGAAUGGAGUGACAAAAAGGAGAACGACGAAGGUGUGCUUGACAUGUCACAGCCACAUGGAAAUCUAGAGGAGCUCACCAUCAAGGGUUAUGGUGGUAUGAAAUUUUCAACAUGGGUUGGUGAUCCCUUAUUCUCUAACACGGUGCUUGUAAGGUUAGAGAAUUGUAAGAAUUGUGGAUUCUUGCCACCACUUGGGCAAUUGCUUUUUCUCAAGGAACUUUAUGUAAGUGGAAUGCCAGGAGUGGAAAGUGUGGGACAUGAGUUUUAUGGAAAUGGUAGCUUUUCGUUUCCACGGUUGGAGACUCUUGAGUUUGAGGAUAUGCAACGAUGGAAGGACUGGUUUCCUUGCCAAGGAGAUCAAGGAAUUGAAGUGUUUUCUAGCUUGAAAAGGCUCUCCAUCAAUAGGUGUCUCAAAUUGGAGGGUAGCUUACCUGAAAACAUUGGUUCAAUAGAAAAGCUUGAGAUUAUUCAGUGUGACAAAUUGGUGGCUUCAAUUGCAGGCUACAAACAACUUUCUACGUUACGUGUUCAGGAGUGUAAAGGAGUAGUGUGUGGAAUUAGGGUUGACUUGGAACAGCUCAAGGCUAUUACUCUUGCAUAUGUUCCAGAGUUCAGAUUUCAAACUAAGGGAUUCAUGACAGGAUUAAGGAAGGUUGAGAAGUUGACCAUUGCUGAAUACUCCAAACUUCAACAGUUGCAUCAGUUGGCAUCACUUCAAACACUUUACAUGUAUAAAUGUCAGAGUCAUCUUGUCUUGAAAGAGGAGGAAGAGGAGAUAGAGGGGUCUUCGUUAUCUUCUUCCCAUUGUCGGAGGAAAGAGGAGGCAUCUUGUCUUGAAACUAUGGCGAUAGUGGACUGUCCAUCAAUAACUUCCUUUUCAUCCAAAGGACAGUUAUCUUUACCAGCUCUUAAACACCUUGAAGGUCUUUCCUCAAACCUUACUCAUCUUACAAUUUGGAAGCCUUACAAUUGUAAGCCCCUCUCCCAUUGGGGGUUGACAUUGAACAGACUCACCUCUCUUAAGGAGUUGUGGCUCAGUGGUGUAGAUCUUCGUCUGUCCUCUUUUCCUCCAGAGGGAGAAGAGAUGCUGCUCCCAAAAUCUCUCAUAAUACUCAACAUUUCAGACUUCCCAAAUCUGAGGCACCCAUCAAGUCAGGGCUAUCGAUUCCUCACCUCUCUUGAAUCUCUUGAAAUCCGUGAUUGCCCAAAGUUAGAAUAUUUUCCAGAGGAUUUAGCCCUUUCACUUACACAACUCCGCAUAUACGAUCACUGUCCAGUGCUAAGAAAGAGAUAUAAACCAGGUAAUGCAAAAGACUGGGCCAUAAUAGCUCACAUCCCCUACAUAGAUAUUGGGGACUUGCCAUUAGAACAAUGA